AUCAACUUUCUCUCUCGUUCUAUUUUUAGAGCCAGAGCUUACCUUCCGCCUUUCAUGAUAAAAAAACACACCAUUAUCGCCAUUAUCGUUUAUUUUGUUUUCUUAAUCGCUGUUUUUUCGUUUCAGUCUCUUUAGUUCUCUGAUAAAGUUGAGAACAGAGAACAAAAAGCAAAGAAAUACUGAGACAUGGCAGCCCACGGAAACGGAGAGUUCAGCUUUGUGAACGUGAUGACGGCGAAUAACGGGUUGAAGAUCGAGACUCAGGGGAAGAAAGGGAACGAGAUCUGUCACAAUGACAAUACGGCUACCGUUAAGGUGCAGACCAUUGACGAGCUUCACUCGUUGCAGAAGAAGAAAUCGGCACCAACUACUCCGAUCAAGGACACAGAGGGCACCUUUGCCAAUUAUUCUGAAGAAGAACGCCAGAAGAUGCAGCUCAAGUCGAUCAGUGCAUCAUUGGCGUCACUAACAAGAGAAACCGGACCGAAGCUGGUGAAAGGUGAUCCGGCCCAGAAAGGCGAGGGUGUAGCUGUGACGCAUGUGGCUCACCACUACCCUAUCGCACCCGCAAUCAGCGUUUCCGACAGCGCCUUGAAAUUUACCCAUGUCCUCUACAACUUAUCACCCGCUGAGCUGUAUGAGCAGGCGAUAAAGCAUGAGAAAGGUUCGUUCUUCACGUCGACCGGUGCGCUGGCGACUCUGUCCGGGGCCAAGACAGGUAGGUCGCCGAGAGACAAACGUGUUGUAAAGGAUGAAACCACUGAGGAGGAGCUUUGGUGGGGAAAGGGCUCACCCAACAUUGAAAUGGACGCGCAUACUUUCUUGGUGAACCGAGAAAGAGCUGUUGAUUAUCUGAAUUCUCUGGACAAGGUGUUUGUCAAUGAUCAAUUCUUGAACUGGGAUCCACAGAACAAAAUCAAAGUCCGGAUUGUCUCUGCUAGAGCUUAUCAUUCAUUGUUUAUGCACAACAUGUGUAUCCGACCCACUCCUGAAGAGCUGGAGAAUUUUGGUACUCCGGACUUCACUAUUUACAAUGCUGGACAGUUCCCGUGUAACCGUUACACCAACUACAUGACAUCCUCCACUAGCGUAAACCUUAAUCUUGCUAGGAAGGAAAUGGUCAUCCUUGGCUCCCAGUACGCCGGGGAAAUGAAGAAGGGUCUUUUCAGUGUUAUGCAUUAUCUCAUGCCUAAGCGUCAAAUCCUCUCCUUGCAUUCUGGCUGCAAUAUGGGAAAAGAUGGAGAUGUUGCCCUCUUCUUUGGUCUAUCAGGAACUGGCAAGACAACUCUGUCUACUGAUCAAAACAGAUACCUAAUUGGAGAUGAUGAGCAUUGUUGGAGUGAGAAUGGUGUUUCAAACAUUGAAGGUGGUUGCUAUGCCAAGUGCAUUGAUCUCUCAAGGGAGAAGGAGCCUGAUAUCUUCGACGCUAUUAAGUUUGGAACUGUUUUGGAAAAUGUGGUGUUUGAUGAACACACCAGAGAGGUGGAUUACUCUGACAAGUCUGUCACAGAAAAUACCCGGGCAGCCUACCCAAUUGAAUACAUCCCAAAUGCAAAGAUACCUUGUGUUGGUCCACAUCCCAAGAAUGUGAUCCUCUUGGCAUGUGAUGCCUUCGGUGUGCUCCCACCAGUGUGCAAGCUGAGUUUGGCACAAACCAUGUACCAUUUCAUCAGUGGCUACACUGCUCUGGUUGCUGGAACAGUAGACGGCAUAAAAGAACCACAGGCAACAUUCUCAGCAUGCUUUGGUGCAGCAUUUAUAAUGAUGCAUCCUACAAAAUAUGCAGCCAUGCUAGCUGAGAAGAUGGAAGAGCAUGGUGCAACUGGAUGGCUUGUCAACACAGGCUGGUCUGCUGGAAGUUAUGGCGCCGGAACCCGUAUUAAGCUGGCAUACACCAGAAAAAUCAUUGAUGCCAUCCACUCCGGCAGCUUGCUGAAGGCGAAGUACAAGAAAACCGAGGUCUUCGGGCUUGAAAUUCCUACUGAGGUUGAGGGAGUGCCUUCUGAGAUCCUUGAUCCAGUGAACACAUGGGGAAACAAGAAGGAAUAUAAUGAGACACUCUUGAAACUAGCUGGUCUGUUCAAGAAGAACUUCGAGACAUUCACCAACUACAAGAUUGGCAAUGAUAACACUCUGACCAAUGAAAUUCUUGCUGCUGGUCCGAACUUCUAAAUUUUUGCAAAUAAAGCUGGUUCGAGCAACAAGAGAACCGGAUGAAGAGAGGAUGGAGUUUGAUUGAUAGAAAUAAA
This is a messenger RNA of Carica papaya (papaya), 2249 nucleotides long. RefSeq names its product phosphoenolpyruvate carboxykinase (ATP) 1-like. Gene Ontology annotation, biological process: gluconeogenesis. Gene Ontology annotation, cellular component: cytosol. Gene Ontology annotation, molecular function: ATP binding; phosphoenolpyruvate carboxykinase (ATP) activity. NCBI's taxonomy places the organism in Eukaryota, Viridiplantae, Streptophyta, Magnoliopsida, Brassicales, Caricaceae. The record is from RefSeq and is a predicted model, not a curated record.